AUGAAACACGAAAUGUCCUCGUCGCGAAGAAGAAUUUCGGUUGAUUUGUCAACUGCCGAAGCGGUUGGAUAUAUGCACGAAACAAUGGAUCGUCUUAAUGAACUGUGGGAUUCGAUUCAUAUGGGAGAGAACGAACGAAGAGAUCGUGUCGAUAGAUUUUAUAUGCACAUAAAAUCACUGCUUGAUGAUAUGGUGAAAUCAGAAAGCGACAUGGUCAGAGACGUGCUUAAGUCCAUAGAUGAAUGGAUUCCAUUUGUAAAUAAUCUACGAAAAGAACUGAAGUUACAUCCAUUCGAUACAUCUCACUUCAAAAAAGGAUCAGUUUCACUGCUUCGAGCUCUAAACAAAGAAAGGGCAAGGUUGAUUUCAUUAAAGACUGAUCGUUUGAAAGGUCAAAAAGAACUUAUUGAUGAAGCCAAAUUACUUUCUACGCGUUUAGGCGAGGAUUUUUUCAAUGUGUUUGGUAGUGAUAAUGAGGAAAUAUGGAACGACGAUCAGCUUCAUUCAUUGCAAGAUUUAGUUACACGAGCUAAUGCAAAGUUAAAUGAACGCAUAGAAGAGAUUUGCCAAUGGCAAACUGAUUUACAACGGUGGUACAAACAAAUGGAAAAGCAGGCUGAAAAUGAAGCAACUGAAACAUUGAUAAAAUUAAAUUUGGAUGAUACUGAACUGGUUAUUAGUGGAAGUUUUAUGGAGCAAUUUAGAGAGGCAUAUCAAAUGGAAAUGUUGGUUUAUCAGGACUGGUUAGAAAUGGCGCAAUUCGACUAUUCUGAAGCAUGGAUCAAAUUAAAUACGUUAUGGGAAAUGUGUCAUAUAGAAUCAGGGAAACAUUUUGCUCGUGAUUUUAAUCCUGCCAUCCAUACCGCAGGAGAUGUGGAAAACAUAAAAAAUGAAGUCGAUAAGUUAGAAAAACUUUUGGUCAGUCGUGGAGAAAUAUAUAAGAAAAUAAAGGAAUGGAAAGAAUUGUGGACAGAAAAAAUAAAUUAUGAAAGCAGUGCUAAUGAUAAAAUGAGGUACCACAAUCGAGGUGGGCAGCUACAGAUUGCUUUACAGCGGCAGAAAUGGAUAGCUUCUCGUCUUCCUCAUUUGGAACGUGAAAUAGGAGAAGCAAAUAACAAAUAUGCCGAAUCGCAUCCGAAUGAUCCCAUUAUUUUAGAUGGCUUGUCACCAGUAGAAUAUGUUCGUAAUAUAAUAACAGAAUAUAAAACAAUUAAAGAAUUGGAACGUUUGAAGAAGCGAAAAGCUUGCCAUAAUCAAACAUUAAAUCAAACUGGACAAAAAUUCAAAACACCUCGAAAACACGAUCUUCCGGCAGGUUUUGCUACUCCGGCCAAAACUCGUAAAAUUGAUUCAACCAUUAAUCGUAUAUACAAGAUGGGUGCAACUCCAAGCCGUCAUCCACUUGGUUCAGUGUUUCCCAGCACUUCAAGUUUACAUUCUGCUAUCACACCUGUGAGGCCAUUGGCGUGUGGACCAAAAACCUCGUCGCCGAAAGGGCUAAAAAAAAGAAAAAUAUUGUAA
Molecule: messenger RNA, 1521 nt
Organism: Dracunculus medinensis (Guinea worm)
Lineage: Eukaryota; Metazoa; Nematoda; Chromadorea; Rhabditida; Dracunculidae
Source: the annotation of a GenBank genome assembly